Molecule: messenger RNA, 1449 nt
Organism: Vicia villosa (hairy vetch)
Lineage: Eukaryota; Viridiplantae; Streptophyta; Magnoliopsida; Fabales; Fabaceae
Exons: 7
Coding region: 1-1449 (482 amino acids)
Molecular function (GO): protein dimerization activity
Source: RefSeq, a predicted model, not a curated record
AUGGCAGAUGUGUGGACUGAUCGUUGUAGGAGAACUCUUAUCAACUUUUUAGUUUAUUGCCCCAAAGGAACUAUUUUCAUAAAGUCUGUUGAUGCCUCUGGUGCUUCUAAAACUGCAGACACAUUGUUUAAGCUUGUCAAGGAAGUAGUAUUAUAUGUUGGCCAGGAAAAUGUUGUUCAAAUCGUUACAGAUAAUGUUGCGAGUUAUGUUGCUGCUGGAAGGUUGUUGGAAAUGGAGUUUCCAAAGUUGUUUUGGUCUCCUUGUGCAGCACACUGUAUUAAUUUGAUGUUGCAAGACAUGGGGAAAUUAGAGAAAGUAAGUGAGGCAGUGUCACAUGCUUCAAAAAUUACCAAAUACAUAUAUAAUCAUUGUUUUGCAUUGUAUUUGAUGAGACAAUAUACAGGCGGAAGAGAAAUACUUCGUCCUACUCCAACUCGCUUUGCUACUAAUUUCAUUGCAUUGCAAAGUAUUAUGUCUCAUAAAGAUGCACUAACAGACAUGGUAAAAUCCAAAGAGUGGACAAUCAUACCUUAUUCCAAAGAUGUCAAGGCAAAGCAAUUUGUGGAACAACUCUUAGACUCAAGCUUUUGGUCUAAAUGUGCUGACAUAGUGAAAAUUACAGAACCUCUUGUACGUGUGUUACAUAUUGUUGAUAGUGAAGAUAAACCAGCUAUGGGAUAUCUUUAUCAAGCUAUGUAUAAAGCAAGAGAGGAGAUUGAGAAGAGGUUUAGAAGAAAUAAGUUGAAAGUAGAGCCUUAUUUGAAGAUCUUGGAUAACCGUUGGGAUGCACAACUUCGCAAAAAUCUUCAUGCGGCUGGUUAUUUGUUAAAUCCAUCUUGUAGAUUUAAUCCAGAAUAUGAAAAAAAAAGUCCACCACCCAAGGCCUUUUGGAUGUUAUUGAAAAGUAAUUUUGGAAGGACAACAUCCGUAGAAAACCGAGAUGAAGUUUUGCCAGAUCAAUAUUGGGACACUUAUGAAACUGAAGCGCCCAAUUUGCAAAAGUUGGCUAUUCGGAUUUUGAGUCAAACUUGCAGUGCAUCUGGUUGUGAAAGAAAUUGGAGUGUGUUUGAACACGUUCAUUCAAAAAAGAGAAAUAGGUUGGAGCAUAAAAAACUUAAUGAUCUCGUUUAUGUUCGUUACAGCUUACAGCUACAAAAUAGUUUGGUAUUUACGAUGUUUCAGGAUUCACCACCAUUCUUGACCAUUGAGGAGGUGGAAGAACUACACAAAGAUCUUGCUAGUAUGACAAUCCAACCUAUUUCAAAUGAUAUUGAUGAAUUAAAUUUGGAGGAGGUUGAUGUUGAGGGAGAUGUACAACUUAACUCCGGAGAAAACAACCAAAGUAAUGAUAUAAUUGAUGGGAAAGAUGUUGCAAAUGCAAAUGAUUUUGCCGGAGAUGGUUUUGAUAUUGAAGGAGAUCCAAACAUUGAAAUAAUUUUACCUCCUUGA